CUUUUUUUCUCAUUUUUCCUCCCAUUUUGCUGUUUGAAUUUCCGCGCCGUUUUUCCAUUGUCGUAACUUCGCAAAGUACUGGAAAAUCUUUUACAGUUCAUGAAUUUCGCAGCUAAUCUAUCACUAUGACCGACUCAAGGAGGGAGGAUGUUAGCAACACACUUCGAAUACUUGUAGCGACGGAUUGCCAUUUAGGCUAUAUGGAGAAGGAUGAAAUACGACGACAUGAUUCAUUUCAAGCAUUUGAUGAGAUAUGCUCAAUAGCAGAAGACAAACAGGUGGACUUUUUACUUCUUGGUGGAGAUCUUUUCCAUGAAAAUAAGCCUUCGAGGUCAACUUUAGUUAAGGCUAUUGAGAUUCUUCGUCGUCACUGCCUUAAUGAUCAACCGGUGCAGUUCCAAGUUGUUAGCGACCAGACUGUUAAUUUUCAGAAUACAUUUGGCCAUGUGAAUUAUGAAGAUCCUCACUUCAAUGUUGGCUUGCCAGUGUUUAGUAUUCAUGGAAACCAUGAUGAUCCUGCUGGAGUAGACAACCUUUCUGCAGUUGAUAUCCUUUCAGCAUGUAACAUGGUGAACUAUUUUGGGAAAAUGGUUCUUGGGGGUUCGGGUGUUGGACAGAUUACUCUCUACCCUAUUCUUAUCAGGAAGGGAUCAACUGCUGUAGCUCUUUAUGGUCUUGGGAAUAUUAGAGAUGAACGGCUCAAUAGAAUGUUUCAGACACCCCAUGCUGUGCAAUGGAUGCGACCUGAAUCCCAAGAAGGGUGUGAAGUGUCUGAUUGGUUCAACAUUCUGGUACUUCAUCAGAACAGAGUGAAGAUGAACCCUAAAAAUGCAAUAAAUGAGCACUUCUUACCACGCUUCCUUGACUUCAUAGUGUGGGGACAUGAACAUGAAUGUCUUAUUGACCCUCAGGAAGUACCGGGGAUGGGAUUUCACAUUACACAACCUGGUUCCUCAGUUGCAACAUCACUGAUUAAUGGAGAAUCAAAGCCAAAGCAUGUGCUCCUUUUAGAAAUUAAGGGAAACCAAUAUCGUCCAACCAAAAUACCUUUGACAUCAGUGAGGCCUUUUGAAUAUACAGAGGUUGUGCUGAAGGAUGAACCUGACAUUGAUGCCAAUGAUCAGAACUCUAUUCUUGAACAUUUGGACAAAGUGGUCAGCAAUCUAAUAGAGAAGUCUAAUAGGAAGGCUGUUAAUGGAUCAGAGCUCAAGCUUCCAUUAGUCCGAGUUAAGGUUGAUUACUCUGGAUUUAUGACAAUAAAUCCUCAAAGAUUUGGGCAGAAGUAUGUUGGGAAGGUUGCAAAUCCACAAGAUAUUCUUAUAUUCUCCAAGGCUUCUAAACGGAGUCAGAAAGAAGCCAAAAUUGAUGAUUCAGAAAGGCUUCGCCCUGAAGAACUAAAUCAACAGAAUAUAGAAGCAUUAGUUGCCGAAAACAAUCUGAAAAUGGAGAUCCUUCCGGUCAAUGACUUGGAUGUUGCACUGCACAAUUUUGUUAACAAGGAUGACAAAUUAGCUUUCUAUAACUGUGUGCGAUACAAUCUUGAAGAAACUCGUAACAAAAUUGCAAAGGAUUCAGAUGCCUUAAAGUUUGAAGAGGAAGACUUAAUUCUUAAAGUUGGAGAGUGCUUGGAGGAACGUGUCAAGGAAAGAUCUUCACACCCUAAGGAUACCCUGCAGUUCACAUCCAGUGUGCAGUCCGUUGAGAAUGUCAGGAGUAAAAAUAAUACAGGAAUAGGAAGUGCAGCCUCCUUUAGUGACGAUGAAGACACAGCACAGAUAUUGAGCUCCGCCAAUAGAGGCCGGAAAGGGCCAUUGACAGCUUCUCAAUCAUCUCGUGAUGCUCCAGAAGUUGGUCAAAGUAAAAUUUCUACCAGAGGAAGGGGUAGAGGUAGGGGCAGAGGCAGAGGCAGAGGCUCUACUGGCUUAAAGCACACUCUCGAUGCUUCAUUGGGUUUUCGCCAAUCUCAAAGAUCUGCAUCAGUUGCUGCAUCUGCAGCAGUUCAAAGUACUGCUGAUGAUGAGGAGAACGUUGACUCUGCUUCAAGUGAAGAAUAUGAAAUUAAUGAGGUUGACAACAGUUCGGAAAAUGAUGAAAUUGGUCAAGGUAAAGGGCGUAAAAGAGCAGCUCCUAGGGGAAGAGGCAGAGGAUCUACAUCUAAGCGGGGAAGGAAAUCUGAUAACUCUUCAGUUCGUAAAGUGUUCAUGAACAAGCCUGAUGAUGAUGACGAUGAUGCUGAAGAGAUUGCAAGGAGAUUUAAUAAGUCUCAACCUCGGGUAACAAAAAGUUAUGGUGCUUUGAGAAGAUAAGCGUCAUCACAUGUUGCUGUCCCUUUCAGCAUUGUAGCAGCAGCAUGUAUGAUUGCAACUGAUGAAGGGCAAUCUGCUCGUCUAUUCCAAUGCUGAAAUCAAUAGCAUCUAGCAUAGCACAGAUUACGAGGAUAAAUUGAAGAUCAACACUAUCUAGCAGCAAUCCAUAUUGCCUUACAUUAUGCCAAGUUUUUGUCUGUGAGAUUAAAAGAAUGUACAGGUUGGAUAUGUAUAGUACCCAACGCAAGAAUUGAAUGCCAAGUUGGCUAAGAGAUCUGUAGCAUUUUCCUACAUAAUCGAGCUGUUCGAAUGUUCAUCUU
Messenger RNA from Theobroma umbraticum, 2626 nucleotides. It is a transcript of the gene MRE11, whose product is annotated as DNA repair and meiosis protein (Mre11). Lineage: Eukaryota; Viridiplantae; Streptophyta; Magnoliopsida; Malvales; Malvaceae. Gene Ontology annotation, cellular component: Mre11 complex; site of double-strand break; nucleus. Gene Ontology annotation, molecular function: manganese ion binding; 3'-5'-DNA exonuclease activity; single-stranded DNA endonuclease activity. The record is from RefSeq and is a predicted model, not a curated record. Gene Ontology annotation, biological process: telomere maintenance; double-strand break repair via homologous recombination; mitotic G2 DNA damage checkpoint signaling.